Messenger RNA from Girardinichthys multiradiatus, 585 nucleotides. It is a transcript of the gene c5h17orf67, whose product is annotated as chromosome 5 C17orf67 homolog. The record is from RefSeq and is a predicted model, not a curated record. Bases 42 to 329 code for a protein of 95 amino acids. The transcript has 4 exons. Lineage: Eukaryota; Metazoa; Chordata; Actinopteri; Cyprinodontiformes; Goodeidae.
UUCUAAGGUGUGGUGUGGAGCUCAGAGCAGUGAAGACUCAGAUGAAGAUGAAGAUGAAGACGAAGCUGGUGGUGUUUUUACUUUGCCUGGUCCUGCUGACCGCUCACACAGAUGCCAACCCAAUCAUCAGGGAGAAGUAUGCCAAGCAGCUUCUGCGCAGCAAGAGGCAGGACUGGCCACUGAAGGCCGGCCACCCUGACGAGCCAAUGAGGGAACAUCUGCUCCACAUGCAGGCUCUGGACCAGAGGGCCCAGGAGACCAACCUGGAGUACUGGCUGAAUCCCCACUGCCCCCCGCGCUGCGACCGGAACUACGGACACCCGGUCUGAGCUGGACCAAGAAAACGACCAGGAUCGACGGAACACGGAUUUCACGGAGGCGACUGAAAAAAUGAAAGCAUUGAAAAAAUGAAAAAGCAAAAAACUUCACUUCCUAUUAUUUUCUUCUAAUCUCCAUAUGAAGACAAACUAUUAAAUAAGUUUUAUAAUGUAGAAAGGUGUAGUUUACCCUUUUUUGUAGCUGUAGUUUCUGUUUUGUUUUCACUAACAACUGUGAAAAAUAAAAAUAAACCAUGAGUAAAUACGA